Manduca sexta (tobacco hornworm) is the source of this 2141-nucleotide messenger RNA. RefSeq names its product peroxisomal targeting signal 1 receptor (gene Pex5). The record is from RefSeq and is a predicted model, not a curated record. Gene Ontology annotation, cellular component: peroxisomal membrane; cytosol. Gene Ontology annotation, molecular function: protein binding. Lineage: Eukaryota; Metazoa; Arthropoda; Insecta; Lepidoptera; Sphingidae. Gene Ontology annotation, biological process: protein import into peroxisome matrix, docking.
UAAAAAAGACUAGGCAACACUGGUCAACAGUACAAAGUCAAAAGGCAAUUGCCUUUACUUACAAACGUAUCUUUUUAUUUGCAGUAAUAUAAGUUGGCUAAAGUAAUUUCAACACGCCAAAUAUUAGAUCACUCUUCAGGUAACUGUGUAACCAGGAAUUGAAAAAAUAAGUUGAAUUUGUUAGUCCCUCUGACCUUUGUACAUUGUGCUGUGCUAGAAAAGACUAGAAUUGUGAAACUCGCUUAUAGCAAGAAUAGUUUUGUGCAAUAAACAUAAAAAUGUCACUAAAUAAACUAGUGGGUGGUGAUUGUGGUGGCAAUAACGCGCUCGUGCAACUGUCUAAAAUAGUCAGCCGAGAUGCGGCGAUAUCUCAGCAGCAUUCGCAGGCGGACAGAUUCGUCAACGAAUUUAUGACUCAAAAUCCACAAACAUCACAAACUUUUAAUAUGAAUGCAUUACUUGGCAAUUUGCCAAAAACAGAAAACAAGAAUACUGCAUUAGUUCCACAAACGACACAAGUGCCUGGUAUAAGCUCACAAGUUAGCAGACAAUGGGGAGCUGGCCCCUCCACGUCUUACAUUCCUUCACAGCCUAUUUUGAGACCAUUUUUUAUGCCACAGCAGUCCUUACUAGCGCCACAGACAUCAUCUAAUAUACAAUUAAAGUAUAUAAGUGAAUCUGAAGUUGCUACUAAUACUGAUGUUAAAGCAAAAGCUCAAGAGUAUGUCAAUGCUGUUAAAGAUGAUGAUGAACUGGCUUAUAAUCAAUUCAUGUCAUUUAUGAAAAGAAUCUCUGCAGGAGAAUUAAAUCUAGGAGAAACUACAGAAGGCACUCAAAAAAAACUUAGCAAAGAUGAGUUUUUAACAGAAAUGGAAGAAAAAUACAAAGAAGAUUGGGACAGGCUUAGUAAUAUUACUGAUUAUUGGAGUUCUGAAACUGCCAAUGGUAUACCAAAGGAAUAUACAUUCAGUGAGGGUAACAUUAUGUUGGAAAAUAAGAGUGCUCUAGAAAUAGGAAAAGAAAAGCUAAAAAUGGGUGAUAUUCCUGGAGCUUCAUUGUGCUUUGAGGCAGCUUGCCAACAACAACCAGAUUCUGCUGAGGCAUGGUUUCUUCUUGGAACAACACAAGCUGAAAAUGAGCAGGAUCCCUUGGCAAUCACAGCACUGAAAAAGUCAUUAGAAAUUGACCCAAGACAAUUAGAAGCAUACAUCACUUUAGCAGCCUCUUAUACAAAUGAAAAUUUACCAAAAUUUGCAUUCAUUUCUUUACUAGACUGGUUGAGAGCUAGUCCUAAGUACAAUGAUUUGAUGCCCCAAGAUGUGGAUCCUAAGAAGAUGGAUUUAAAAGAACUAGAAAACCAUGUAAAGUCAUUAUAUAUGAAAGCAGUACAAUUACAGCCCACACAAAUUGAUCCUGAUGUUCAAAAUGCUCUUGGUGUAGUGUUCAAUAUUAGCCAAGAAUAUGACAAAGCUGUUGAUUGUUUCAAAACAGCAUUAAUGGUGGCGGCUGAUAAUGCAAAAUUAUGGAACAGGUUGGGUGCUACAUUAGCCAACAGUGACAGAUCAGAGGAAGCUGUUGAUGCUUACCAUGAAGCUCUUAACUUGGAACCUGGAUUCAUUAGAGCUAGAUACAAUGUUGGUAUCACUUGCAUGAACUUAGGAGCACACAGGCAAGCAGCAGAACAUUUUCUGGUGGCAUUAAAUCAGCAAUACAAAGCUAAAAAUAUGUUUCCAGAGGCAACAUCAACAGACACAAGCUCUUCGACGAUAUGGACAACACUAAGAAUGGUAUGUUCUUUUAUGGGAGAACAUGAUGUUGCAAAACUAGUUGACGAACGGAACUUAUUUGAACUGAAAAAGUUUUUUGAAAUAGAAUGAGAUCUAAUACGCCUACAAAAUAACUAAAAAAAUGGGAUAUCUAUGCAAUGCAAUAAGCUUUAAUAAUAAUAUAGAAAAACAGUGGAUAUAUAAGGGUUGGUUUUACAAUUGUUGCAUAAAUUCUACUGGAAAAAAUAAUUAUUUAUCCAGAAUAAUUUAUCUGGAAAUUGGCAAAUCAGCAAUAAGUAUGUAUAAUAAUUUACUGGAAGGGUUAUGCUAUUGAUUUUUAAUUCAUAUGAAAUAUAUUUUUUUAUUUAACAUAAU